UCCAGGUACAUCGGGGCGCUGGGCGCCAGGGUGAUCUGUGAUAACAUCCCCGGGCUGGUGAACAAGCAGCGCCAGCUGUGCCAGCGGUACCCGGACAUCAUGCAGUCGGUCGGGGAGGGAGCCAAGGAGUGGAUCCGGGAGUGCCAGCACCAAUUCCGGCACCACCGCUGGAACUGCAGCACCCUGGACCGCGACCACACCGUCUUCGGACGGGUCAUGCUGAGAAGCAGCAGGGAGGCAGCCUUUGUCUACGCCAUCUCCUCGGCAGGAGUGGUCUAUGCCAUCACACGGGCAUGCAGCCAAGGGGAGCUCAAGGUGUGUGGCUGUGACCCGCUCAAGAGGGGCCGCUCCAAGGACGAGAGGGGCGAGUUUGACUGGGGUGGCUGCAGUGACAACAUCAACUAUGGCAUCCGCUUUGCCAAAGCCUUUGUGGAUGCCAAGGAGAAGAAAGUGAAGGAUGCCCGGGCACUGAUGAACCUGCACAACAACCGCUGCGGGAGGAUGGCUGUGAAGCGCUUCCUGAAGCUGGAGUGCAAAUGCCACGGGGUCAGUGGCUCCUGCACACUAAGGACUUGUUGGCUGGCAAUGUCAGAUUUUCGAAAAACAGGGGAUUACCUAAGGAAGAAAUACAAUGGGGCCAUUCAGGUGACCAUGAAUCAGGAYGGCACUGGCUUCACGGUGGCCAACAAGAACUUCAGGAAGCCCACAAAAACAGAUCUGGUGUAUUUUGAGAACUCACCUGAUUACUGCGUGAUGGACAAAUCAGCAGGCUCCCUGGGCACGGCGGGCAGGGUGUGCAGCAAGGUGUCCCGUGGCACGGAUGGCUGUGAGGUGAUGUGCUGCGGCCGCGGCUACGACACCACGCGCGUCACCCGCGUCACCAAGUGCGAGUGCAAGUUCCACUGGUGCUGCGCYGUGCGCUGCAAGGAGUGCCAGGACACUGUGGAUGUGCACACCUGUAAAGCACCCAAACGGGCCGAGUGGCUGGACCAGACCUGACCAGACGGGAGCCCCACAGGAAUAAUCCACUGCCACCCCCUCGCAAGUUUUUUAAACCCCUGUGCCCUGAGGGCCGUGACAUUCUGGGAGCUGUAGUUCAACUGCAUGGCUUCUAUUUAAUUAAUUCUGCAAAGCACUAGGGAAAGGACUGCAGUUCCCAGGAGGUACUGUGAGCCCUUCGAUUUGCUCAGCAAAACUAAUCCCUGACCCAGGAGGAGGCUGCAAUCCUCGCUCUAACUGUGAACCUGCAACGUUUCUUCACAAAGGGGCGGUGCAACCAAUACGAACUUGGAGGACCCGCUGUCAGGAUGUAAUGGCUGAGGAAUUCUGCACCUCCCCAGAGAAUCUACCUUACAGUAAAGCUUCACCAGCAAAAAAACGCUAGUUGACAAUAAUCCACUCUUGCAAAAGCAUUCCUGCUGUCUCUUUUUUGCAAGGCCAGAGGAAGGGUGCUGUGAAUCUGUAACAGUUCCAUGRUACCCGUUUCCCUUGAGCAGACCUGGCACAGCGCUGACCCCGCUGAGCAAGAGCCACCUCUGCACAAGGCUUGUCCCUGUGUCCCCAGCAAAGGGAACAACUGGAGCUGGAACUUGGACCUGACCCCUCAAGGAGUGUGCAGAGACCUCUCAAUGCUGGUGGACACACAGGGCUUGAGAGAGCAAAUGAAACCUGUGAACUUACUGGUAGGUUCUGAAACCCACAAUACAACAGCAUCUCUGUAAAACUCACCUGUAUGUUGCGUAUACUGCUUAUUAUUUUAAGUCAAAAUUCAUUAUAAACCUGUAUCAGAAAAUGAUGUCCUUUGCUUUUUGAAUUCCUCCACACCCGGUUGGGCACYUCCCCAGAGCAGGAAUCAGCCUGCAGCGUUCUCUUCUUCACUGUCUGCAGCUCCUGCUGUCCUUAGGCUUCCCACAGAGUUGAGGAUGGCAUCCCCAUAAACACAGCCCCAGGGGAAUCYUUCCUCAGCCCCAUCAGGACAUGGGGAUGCCCCAUCCCUCCAAGGGCUCAAGCCAGGCUGGGCAGAGCUUGGAGGAACCAUCCAGUGCAAGGUGUCCCUCCCAUGGCACAGGGUGCAACAAGAUAAGCUUUAAAGUCCUUUACCACCCAAACCAUGCUUCUAUAGCAUUGGGUCAAACAGGAGAUGCUUGAUAAACUUCCAAAUCUUUCCCAUUAAAAAACSCCAAACACUCAAAACAUAAUCAACUAAAACUGAAGCUGAUGAGAGGAGGGGCAGGCAGCUGCCGAGCUGCUGCUAGGGAAGUUACAAGGAUCCAACCCUCAUCUCUACAAAUUCCCUAUUUUCUCCACCAAUUUGAGCAAGCAAAGAUUACAAAGAUGAUUUAUUUAGUGAACAUUUUUAAAGAGUCUGGUCMAAAGCUCACAGUCCACACAAACAGAUGCAACAUACAACAGCUGAACCUGGAAACUAAACUGACCCAGGUAA
Malurus melanocephalus (red-backed fairy wren) is the source of this 2443-nucleotide messenger RNA. RefSeq names its product Wnt family member 2B (gene WNT2B). Lineage: Eukaryota; Metazoa; Chordata; Aves; Passeriformes; Maluridae. Gene Ontology annotation, molecular function: cytokine activity; frizzled binding. Gene Ontology annotation, cellular component: extracellular region. Gene Ontology annotation, biological process: canonical Wnt signaling pathway; cell fate commitment; multicellular organism development. The record is from RefSeq and is a predicted model, not a curated record. The transcript is spliced from 4 exons. The coding region runs from base 100 to 999 and encodes 299 amino acids.